AUGUUUGGCAAGUUGAUCGUUUUCGGGGACUGGCGCGGCAACGAGAACUACCGGGUGGGUGACUGUCGUCUGGAGAGAGGUUUCACCACAUGCUCUCCGCCUCCCCAGGCCGUGGACAUCGAGGAGAUUGCAAUGCAUCCGCAGUACGAGCCGGCGAAACACGACUACGACAUCGCCCUGGCCAAGAUGGUGCGGAAUGUGGAGUUCUCGGAAUUCGUGCAACCUCUGUGCCUGCCGCCAGCUCGCGAGAUCGAAGGCAAUCAUAUAUCCCGACGCCUGGAGAUGGCGGGAUUUGCUAGAUAUAAUCAUGCACUCGAGGAACAGAUGGAUGACUAUGAGUGGCGCCGGAAGGUGACGAGGCAUACGACCAGCCUGGAGUUUUGCAAUUCGGCAUCGGUAAAUUAUAGAGUGACCUUUACCCAGAACCACUUGUGUGGCGUUAGUCCCGGCAAGAAUAUACUCAUGUCCGGUGCACCACUGAUGGACGUCGAGGUGGUGGACGGAAAACCUCGGAACUUUUACCUGGUCGGAAUAAACACCUUUGGAACAUCUUUGGGUGCUUCCGGUUCAAUUAACAUUGACGGAUUCCUUCGCAUCUUGCCUUUUAGAAAUUGGAUAUUGAAAAACAUCGAAUAA
Molecule: messenger RNA, 636 nt
Organism: Drosophila serrata
Lineage: Eukaryota; Metazoa; Arthropoda; Insecta; Diptera; Drosophilidae
Product: phenoloxidase-activating factor 3-like
Biological process (GO): proteolysis
Molecular function (GO): serine-type endopeptidase activity
Source: RefSeq, a predicted model, not a curated record